Molecule: messenger RNA, 1185 nt
Organism: Vanderwaltozyma polyspora DSM 70294
Lineage: Eukaryota; Fungi; Ascomycota; Saccharomycetes; Saccharomycetales; Saccharomycetaceae
Exons: 1
Coding region: 1-1185 (394 amino acids)
Biological process (GO): deoxyribonucleotide biosynthetic process
Molecular function (GO): oxidoreductase activity
Source: RefSeq, a predicted model, not a curated record
AUGAUUCUAGCUAAUUCAUCAAUUGUUCCAGAAUCUCUAAUCACUAACAUCAAUAUUUCAGAGAAGAAAUUUGCACAAGAAAAUCACAAUACUGAGAGGGAUUUCCAGCUAGAUCUUCAAUUAAGUGAGGCUGCUCUCAGUCAUAAGGCAUUUAUGAUGAACCAUAAAGUUCAGCGUCAUAAAUUAAAGGAAAUGGAAAAAAAUGAACCAUUAUUGAAUGAAGACAAGAACAGGUUAAUUAUGCAUCCAAUUAGAUAUCCUGACAUAUAUGAAGCAUACAAAAAGGCAGAAGCAUCCUUUUGGACAGCAGAAGAGAUUGAUUUAUCCAAAGAUCUCUCCGACUGGAAUGAUAAAUUGAAUUCUAAUGAAAGAUUUUUUAUUUCUCGAGUUCUUGCAUUUUUUGCAGCAUCAGAUGGUAUCGUAAAUGAAAACCUAACAGAAAACUUCUCUGUUGAAGUUAAGGUUCCUGAAGCAAGAUGCUUUUAUGGAUUUCAAAUAAUGAUUGAAAAUAUUCACUCUGAAACAUAUUCAUUACUAAUUGAUACAUAUAUUAAAGAUCCUAAAGAAAGUGAUUUUUUAUUUAAUGCAAUUGACUACAUUCCUCAAAUAAAGGAAAAGGCGGAAUGGGCAUUGAGAUGGAUUAAUAAUGACGAAGCAUUGUUUGGUGAACGUUUAGUCGCCUUUGCUUCAAUUGAAGGUGUCUUCUUUUCGGGUUCAUUUGCCUCAAUCUUUUGGUUGAAGAAGAGAGGUUUAAUGCCAGGUCUAACUUUUUCUAACGAGUUGAUUUGUAGGGAUGAAGGAUUACAUACUGACUUUGCUAGUUUAUUGUUCUCACAUUUAGAUAAUAAACCAGACCCUGCUAUCGUCGAAAAAAUUGUCACUGAAGCUGUUGAAAUUGAAAAAAGAUAUUUUAUUGAUGCCUUGCCUGUAGCAUUACUAGGUAUGAAUGCGAAAUUAAUGAAUCAAUAUGUUGAGUUUGUUGCCGAUAGAUUGCUUGUAUCAUUUGGUAAUGAAAAAUAUUAUAAAGUAGAGAACCCAUUUGAUUUUAUGGAAAAUAUAUCCUUAGCUGGUAAAACAAACUUUUUUGAAAAAAGAGUUUCAGAUUAUCAAAAAGCUAGUGUCAUAGCUAAGUCCAGUGAGAAUAAAGUUGAUGAUGAAACAUUUGCUGUCAAUGAAGAAUUUUGA